This is a messenger RNA of Vigna angularis (adzuki bean), 1335 nucleotides long. RefSeq lists its product as uncharacterized. The record is from RefSeq and is a predicted model, not a curated record. Lineage: Eukaryota; Viridiplantae; Streptophyta; Magnoliopsida; Fabales; Fabaceae. The transcript has 4 exons. Bases 163 to 1242 code for a protein of 359 amino acids.
AAGCCGCUCAUACGUGUUGCUUUCCAUAUGGAUGAUAGAGCAAGGCUUGAAUGUAGCAGGGCUGCAGAGCGACAUGAGAACGAAGGUGAACACAGUUAGGAAUCAGAAGCUGAGGAAAAAAUAAGAAGAAACAACCUCAAGAUAAAAAGGCUAAGAGAAAAAAUGAAGGAUGUUCGGAACGAACUUCGUCGUAUUAGGAAGUGUAGAAAGGUUCAAGAAGAUUGUUCGGUUGAUGUUGAGGUGAAUGUUGACGGUGCAGAUCAUCCAGUGUAUGAAAAACCUGUACGUGAAGCGGAUGAAGGAGGUGUAGGUGUAGCGGAUGAAGGAGGUGUAGGUGUAACGGAGGAAGGAGCUGUAGGUUUAGCGGAGGAAGGAGUUGUAGGUGAAGUACUUGAAGAACAUGCCGCUAAAGUGGAUGAAGGAGGUGUCGUUGAAGUACAUGAAGAACCUGCGGCUGAAGUGGAUGAAGUAGGUGUAAUUGAAAUAGGUGAAAUACGUGACGCUGUAGUGGAUGAUGGAGGUGUAGGUGAAGUACAUGAACUACAUGGUUUUGUAGUUGAUGAAGGAGGUGUAGGUGAAGUACCUGAAGAAGUUGCCGCUCCAGUGGAUGAAGGACGUGUGGGUGAAGUACCUGAACAACCUGUCGCUGAAGUACCUGAACAACCUGUCGCUGAAGUGGAUGAAGGACGUGUAUGUGAAGUCGAUGUAGGUGAAGGGGUUUCCGAACCUGAAAAUGAAGAGGGUGAAGAACCAUUAUGUGUACAACAUUAUGAUCCACCAGCAGUCAUUGACAUUGGUGAAGAUGAAGAAGGAGAUGUUAUUGUUGAACCGAUGUCCGUACGGCCUUUGCGCACUUAUGUAGGUGACCCUAGAACACAGGUUGAUUUCGACAAAUUGUACAACUCAGUAACUGCAAAAGGGAUUAAACGAAGUUUCAUUGCUGAAAUAUUUGGUCAACCACUGAGCACAAAUGAAUGUGAGUCUCUAGGGCCGAGGCAAUAUGUUGACAACUUGGUUGUAUUUUUUGCAUCAUCAAUUUUCAUGUAUUUUGAGAAAAGGUUGUCCGGAGUAGUAAAGAGGAUUGUUUUUAGUCCUGUGUUUGGGAACCAUAUGCGGUAUGAUUAUAGGAGACGUCCAUCAAAUCAACAUGUGUGGCAACUAAAAGAUUAUGAAACUUAUUUUCCUGUUGAUCUAAUUGAACUGUCUGACAUCUUGUCUGCCAAUUUGGUGAGUAACUUGUGAUUUGUACAUACAAAUAAUUCAUGGCACUAAUUAACAAUUGCAUGUGAGAGUUUUCAAGAUAAUAUAAGUUGAAAAAUGCAAAAAUUUGUAUAA